Messenger RNA from Ruditapes philippinarum (Manila clam), 336 nucleotides. RefSeq names its product dihydrofolate reductase-like. The transcript is spliced from 2 exons. Gene Ontology annotation, biological process: tetrahydrofolate biosynthetic process; glycine biosynthetic process; folic acid metabolic process. Gene Ontology annotation, cellular component: mitochondrion. The record is from RefSeq and is a predicted model, not a curated record. Gene Ontology annotation, molecular function: NADP binding; dihydrofolate reductase activity. NCBI's taxonomy places the organism in Eukaryota, Metazoa, Mollusca, Bivalvia, Venerida, Veneridae. Bases 79 to 318 code for a protein of 79 amino acids.
AUAUUUUUGCCAUCCAAAGAUCUCAAAUCUAAAGCUUUAUACUAUUUAAUUUUUUCAGAUAAACAAAAUGCUGUCAUAAUGGGGAGAAAAACAUGGUUUUCUAUACCUGAAAAAUUUCGACCUUUGAAGGGACGUGUAAACAUAGUGCUUAGUCGAGAACUAAAGGAGGUACCAACUGGUGUUCAUAUAGCUAGAAGUUUACCAGAGGCUUUGUCUCUGGUAGAAACAGAGUUAUCGGACCUUGUGGAAAAUAUACAUAUCAUCGGGGGGAGCUCGGUGUAUAAGGUACUAAAUCGGUUUUCUACUUUAGGUUUGUGAUGUUAAAUAGUAAAGUCU